UUAUUCCACCAAAAUAUUUAAGUUGCAUAAUAAAAAUUGUUAUUGUUUAUUGAUUUAAGAGAGAUCCAGUUGUUUAUACAGCACCAGUCACUAUUGUGAUUUACGACAGUAAUAGUAUAGCAUAACGACAAAUUAAGCUGUUACCAUAACUACCAAGGGCAUCCAAACACAACAAGAAUCCAGCGAAGCAGAUUAGUCAAUUAGUUGACGUCUUACAUGGAUCUAAAGUCCCAAAAUCAACGGAAAUAAUUUGCCCACAUCUGACAGAGGUUCAUUAAAAACUGUGAAAAAUGUACAAAGUGGAUUUGCCUGUUGACCAGUCCAUCGAGAAGGCUGUGGAGAGGCGAAGGACUGCAGAGACAGCACGCAAGGCUCAAAUCUUCAACACCCGGCUUCGUGUGAUGGGCCUCGACCUUGAUGCUCUCAACCAACAGGUGCAGGAGAAAAAACAUCAGCAGAACAUGGAGAGACAACGAGACAAAGCUUUCGAUAAGAUGAGAAGGAUUCAUGAUGAAGCACUGUUGCAACAAGACAUUGAUGAAAGAGAAAAGCGAGCAGCUUUGCAUGCUGACCUGACCCAGUAUUGGGCCACUUAUCAGCGUGUGGAGGACUCACGAGAUGCUGAUCUUAACUGUGGCAUGAGGGGGGCAUUCAGCAUCACCGCUCCAGAGAGUGAGCUGGGGCCUGCUAGUAUGCAAGUCUUCCAGGGAGAGGGUAUUGGAGAGGAGCAAAAGAGGAGAGAACAAAUUAAAAAGACAGAAAGAGAUCUGCGAACACAGAAGGAAGACAAUGAGAGAAAGCACAUAAGAGACAAGCAUAAAGAAAUGCUCGUGAGCAAAGAGCUGGUGCAUCAGGACCUAAGGUGGAUUCAGCAACAUGCACUAGAGGAAGAGUGCAAAAAAGCUGCCCGCAUCGCCCUCGACAACUACAACCAAGCUCUGGCUGCAGAGCGGGCAGGGAAACUGGAGGAGCAGCGCAGGAGAGAGGAAAAGGAGAGUCUCGUAGAGAUUUGGCACACACUGACGUCCGACAUGAUGACAGAGUGCGCAGAGGCAGCAGAGAGACAGGUGGAAGGAGGAAGGCCACCCCAGGUUCUGACAGACAGGUGGAAGGGGAUGAGCCCUGAGCAGCUGAGCGCCAUCCACAGGGAGAGAGAAGCACAGCGCCUUGAGAGAGAGAGACAGCGUGAGGCUGAGAAGUCUCAGGAAGCAGCGUGGGAUCUCCAGCUCCUGAAGGCGUCCAGAGAAGCAGAGGAGGAGGAGAGGAGAGCAGCAAAAUUGAGGAGAGAGAAGAGGAUUCAGAUGGACCAGGACAACAUGCAGCUGGCCAGAGAGCAGCAGGCAUAUCAGGAGUACCUGGACAAGAAGCUGUACACCAACAAACCCACUAAGGCCUACUUUUAUCAAUUCAACACCAGCUCCCGUUGAUCUCCUCAAGCAGGCCGUACUCAUGUGACAAUAAUCCAGCAAAUAAAAACUAUUAAUUGUUA
Messenger RNA from Thunnus maccoyii (southern bluefin tuna), 1489 nucleotides. It is a transcript of the gene ribc1, whose product is annotated as RIB43A domain with coiled-coils 1. Bases 291 to 1427 code for a protein of 378 amino acids. The record is from RefSeq and is a predicted model, not a curated record. Lineage: Eukaryota; Metazoa; Chordata; Actinopteri; Scombriformes; Scombridae. The transcript has 8 exons.